AUGGUAGGAAUAUACUGGUUCUGCUAUCCAGGAUCGUUGGACUCCACUUUGGUGAAUGGUACAAUAGCUCUCUGUGAUCUGUUGAAUGAUGGGGAAGGAGCAUUAGGUGCAGGUGCAAUUGGUACCAUAAUGCGCGACUCAGGCUUUGAAGAUGUUGCUUUCUCUUUCCCAUUGUCCACUUCAUAUAUAACCUUGAGCGAUGGAAGUUCAGUACCUGCCUACAGCAAUUCAACUGGGAAGCCAACAGCAACCAUUCUGAAGAGCACUGAGAUUAAAGACAGAUUGGCUCCAUUUGUAGUUUCCUUUUCAUCAAGGGGACCAAAUCCAAUUACUAGCGACAUCCUGAAGCCUGAUUGGACUGCACCUGGAGUGGACAUCGUUGCAGCAUGGUCACUAGCUACUACUAUGACUGGAAUAGAAGGAGAUACAAGAGUCGUUCCAUACAACAUAAUCUCUGGCACAUCCAUGUCUUGCCCUCAUGCAACUGGAGCUGCUGCUUAUGUUAAAUCAUUUCACCCAACAUGGUCUCCAGCAGCAAUCAAGUCUGCUCUUAUGACAACAGCUACACCUUUGAGUUCAAUUACCAACUCUGAUGUUGAGUUUGCAUACGGUUCCGGUCACAUUAAUCCUCUCAAAGCAGCAAAUCCUGCCAAUAAUGGAACUGUUUGGGAUCUAAACUACCCUUCUUUUGCCCUUUCUGCCAACACCUCUGUCAUCCGUGACUUCCACCGGACAGUCACAAACGUUGGUUUACCUGUGUCCACAUACAAGGCAACUGUGGUCGCCCCACCAGGACUCAAUAUCCAAGUUGAACCCAGUGUUCUUUCAUUCAAAUCGAUAGGGCAAAAGAUAUCUUUUGUUGUGACGAUCGCAACAACACUAAGCAAUGAUAUGCUCUCGGGUUCUUUGGUGUGGGAUGAUGGUGUGUAUCAAGUGAGAAGCCCCAUUGUCGCAUAUUCUUCCUCUUAA
Messenger RNA from Ilex paraguariensis (yerba mate), 969 nucleotides. The record is from the annotation of a GenBank genome assembly. Lineage: Eukaryota; Viridiplantae; Streptophyta; Magnoliopsida; Aquifoliales; Aquifoliaceae.